GAAAUAUACAACCGUGAUUAACGUCUUGUUUGUGCCAGUCAAUAUUAUUUCAAGUGUAAAAUAUGGAUUUAAGUUUAAGAAAUAUAAUAUUGUUAAGUGUAGGAUUUCUUCUACUGCUUACUGGUUCACAAACAAUGACCAAUAUUCAAAAAACCAUAAUUGAUAGUAUAAAGGAAGAUGAUCCAUCUUAUAAAGAAAAUGGAUAUUACAGUCAGGCUAUAAACGCCGGAUUCACUGCGAUAUUCAAUUGGAUAGCUCCAUCAGUAAUCAACGUUUUUGGAUCCAAAUUGGCUAUGGUUUUGGGUGCAAUUUUAAGUAUUUUUUUUAUAUUACAAUUCAUGCUAGAAAAAGUUUGGAUUUUAUAUACUGGAUGUGGUUUAUCAGGAUUGGGUUACGCUUUAUUAUGGGUAGCCGAAGGUUACUAUUUGGCACUUAAUUCUACGGAGACAACCAUUAGCAGAAAUACUGGCGUAUUCACAGUAAUAGCCGGAUCCAACAUGAUUAUUGGAAAUAUAAUUGUUUUAGUUGGAUUUAAUGGAAAAGAAGAAAUAAACAGAGAAACGCGAAUGCUGAUUUUGAUUACAUUAGCAGCCGUAUGCACAGCUGGACUGGUCGUAUUUGUUUUCCUUCCUAAACACAAAAAGGAAGAAAAAAUCAAUGAAACCAAGCCAGUUGGAGCAUUAGAAACUUUUGUAAAAUCAGUUAAAUUAUUUUGUACAAAAAAUAUGUUAUUGUUAAGUAUUACUUUUUUAUAUAACGGACUAGAGUUAGGAUUUUUCAGUGGAGUUUACUCUUCUGCCAUUGGUUUUACAAAACAAAUACCUAAUCGUAAGGAGCUAGUCGGUUUGUCCGGUAUAUUUGUAGGAAUUGGAGAAGUAUUUGCAGGAACCGCAAUAAGUGUUUUCGGUAAAAAAGUCGCAGCUUUGGGUCGAAGUGUUUUGAUAGGAGUAGGGUGUUUCGUGCACAGCUUAAGUUUUAUAUUAAUUUUUAUUAAUUUACCAGAUAACUCUCCUUUUGGUGAAACCGACGAAUCAGCAAUUAUUCAAAGCAAUACAGUGCUUGCCAUGUUUUGUUCAUUUCUUUUAGGUCUUGGAGAUUGUCUUUACACAAACGUAAUAUUUAGUUUACUCGGUACAGUUUAUUCUGAAGAAGCUGCCGCAGCCUUUGCUAUUCUUCAAUUCUUAGUAUCAAUUGGAGCGGUAAUUACUUUUGUCACAGCUGAGAUGUUUGGCCUUUAUUACAAACUUGCUAUGCUUUUUGGAUUAGGAAUAAUAAAUACUGUGUUUUUCAUAUUAGUUGAUUCUUCUUCGAAACGUAAGCUGUUGGAAAAUAGAGACAAAAAAGAAAUUUCGUAGUCAAUUUUUAGAAUUAAAAAAAAGCGAUUGUUUGAAACAAGAGAAUAUAUUUUAUGUAUAUAUGUAAAAGAUUUAUAGAUUAGGCUGUGAAUAAAAUGUAUAUUAUGUAUAUAG
Messenger RNA from Diabrotica balteata, 1469 nucleotides. The record is from the annotation of a GenBank genome assembly. Lineage: Eukaryota; Metazoa; Arthropoda; Insecta; Coleoptera; Chrysomelidae.